UAUGAGAACUCUAAGUCAGUCCGGGUUAGACUUAGAUCCACUCCUUAGUAUGCACGGCGAGAUCAUUAUUUCUGAAAAGUACCCGGAGAGACAGUAGAAAGGGUUUUACAGAGGGAAGUGGCUGGAGACGCAGUACCGCCCGCCGCCCCUCGGGGGCGCUUUUGGGAGGGGAGCUGGCUAGGUCGCCGGCUGCGGGUUCCGCGGGCAUUAGCUCAGGGAGGCGGUGUGUACAGGCAGGCUCCCUGCGCUCCGGGAGCCCCGCUUGCUCUGCGCGCACUCCCAGCAGUCUGUGUCUGCUCUAGCUCGGCUCGACGGCGACAUGGGUGUCCCCACGGCCCCCGAGGCCAGCGGCCCGCGCCGGGGGACCCUGCUUCUCGCUCUUUUUCUGGCUGCAUCCAGAGGUCCGGCAGCGGCAGCCUUCAAGGUGGCUACACCAUAUUCCCUGUACGUGUGUCCCGAGGGGCAGAACGUCACCCUCACCUGCAGGAUCCUGGGCCUUGUGUCCAAAGGCCAGGAUGUGACCUUCUACAAGACGUGGUACCUCAGCUCUCGAAGUGAGGUUCAAGUGUGCAAAGAGCGUCGGCCCAUACGGAACUUCACAUCCCAGCAUGCUCAUCCGCACCAUGGAAGCCACCAGGCGCCCAACACCAGCCACGACCAGGCCCAGGCACACGGGCUGGAGUUAGCUUCCGACCACCACGGCAACUUCUCCAUCACCGUGCGCAAUGUGACCCUGCAGGACAGCGGCCUCUACUGCUGUCAUGUGGUAGAAAUCAGGCACCACCACGCAGAACACCGGCUCUACGGGUACAUGGAGCUGCAGGUACAGACAGGCAAAGACUCGCCACCUAACUGCACCGCGUACCCCUCUAACGAGCAGGAGAGCGACAGUAAGGACGGCCACCCCCAUACCUUCUGUGCACCCCGUUUCUGUAUUUACCUUGGGCCCAGAUCCUGUUCUGGACUCUCACCCCAGUACCAUACACCUGCAGAUCCCCCAUUCUCUCUCUGUGGCUUCUGUUCCCCUUCCGCCUCUUGGCUGUGGCCCUAGAAUCCGCCCCCCCCACACCCCCACCCCGGCUCCUGUGGUGGCUCUCUCUGUG
Peromyscus maniculatus bairdii (prairie deer mouse) is the source of this 1103-nucleotide messenger RNA. Lineage: Eukaryota; Metazoa; Chordata; Mammalia; Rodentia; Cricetidae. The record is from RefSeq and is a predicted model, not a curated record.